This is a messenger RNA of Hevea brasiliensis (rubber tree), 1071 nucleotides long. RefSeq names its product protein CURLY FLAG LEAF 1. NCBI's taxonomy places the organism in Eukaryota, Viridiplantae, Streptophyta, Magnoliopsida, Malpighiales, Euphorbiaceae. The transcript has 2 exons. Gene Ontology annotation, molecular function: protein binding. The record is from RefSeq and is a predicted model, not a curated record. Bases 142 to 801 code for a protein of 219 amino acids.
UGCCCUUGCAGUAUAUAUGUGACUGACCACUACUCUGCCUUGUAUAUAACCAUCCAAGCGUUUCAGUGUUUCACCUUGGAGAUCAUUUACUAAACUGCUAGUGAAAAGCUAUAGAGUUUUGAGUUUCUUUGAAUUGAAGCUAUGGUUUCCCUUCAAGCACCCACCUCUCCAAAUGGAAGAAAGACGACAAUUCCAGAGCUUGAUAUUUCAUCCAAGAAAAGAAAGUGGGAUGACGAGCCUGCACAAAUAACUGAAGGGAUUUUCGAGAAAAGAUCAAAACCUCCUGAAAUCACAAAAUCUUUCUUUGAAAUAGAGCUUCAACUUGAGACUCCAUUGCCUUUGGAGUGGCAACGAUGCCUCGACAUUCAGUCAGGGCAGAUACACUUCUAUAAUACAAGGACACAGAAGAGAACAACUAGAGAUCCAAGGAGGAGCCCAGAGCCACCAAGUCCUUGCCAUAUGAGCUUAGACCUUGAGCUAAACCUGCAGCCAUGCGAGUCACAGAGGAAAAACAACGAAAACAACCAGCAUAAUUUUGCUAGCUCCAUACAGGGUUUGGGCGAUUUGUUCAUGGAUUCAAGUAAAGAUAAUAAGAAUUCAGAAGGACUUAAGCGGUCACCGUCAUGGUUAGCAUUUGAAGGAGAUGAUGAGGAAGAGAUGGUAGCCACUGUGUGCACAAGGUGCCACAUGUUGGUGAUGCUUUGCAAGUCAUCUCCUGCUUGCCCUAACUGCAAAUUCAUGCACCCACCUGAGCAGAACCCUCCAAAUCUAUUCAAGCAAAGGCUUAGCCUCUUGUGCUAGCGAGCUAAUCAAAUAAGGGUUAUAUCUAAGUUUUAGGAUUAGUCCACACAUAAUGAUGACGAAGUUCAUUUCAUCAUCAUGGCCAGGUUAGAUGUUGAUUAAGUUUUAUUUUCAUUUGUAUUCAAUCUUUUGAUUGAAAAAUGACUGCUGUGUGUGUGAGAGCGAGAGGAGAGAGAAAGGGAGGUGAUCACUAACUUGUAUCAUUUACUAGCUAGCUAAAUACUAACUUGUUACUUGUGAGAACUAAAGUACAUUCCAACACGUUAUCCA